AAUCAAACUAACUUUCAAGACACCGGAAGUAACAUAUGAUCUGAGAUUUUUUAUUUUGUAAGAGAAGUAAGAGGGUGUUAUUUAUCUAAAACACGCCAGGAUUCAAGAGUCAUCAGAUGAGAAUGUCAGGGGUAACUUAACUGCCUGUCUCUGGAUCCCACUGGUCAGUCAUGAGGACCCUUCAGGAGUUUGUGACGCGGGUGUUUUAUACCCACGGGUUGUUUUGUGCCAGUCACCCAUACUCCAUUCUGACUGCUGUCAUAUGCAUCAUGCUUACGUCUUUUUACCCCCUGAUGAACAUGCCUCUCCCAGGAAAUGUUCCCUCCCAGCACCAGGAAAGACUGACGGAUUACCGGGUCCCCUCGGAGGAAUCUCCAGAAGCUCCUCUCCCACAGGCGGAGAAGAAUCGCCGCCCUUCAGAUUUACUCAAACCUCCCUGGUAUCUAGGAGUCCCGGUAGGAUACAUCCAGCAAAUUAUUGUCAAGGCAACUGUGUCACCAUGGAAACAAGAAUACAUGGUGCCAGAUGACGCAUUUCGAUCGCCUUUGUUGAAAGUUUUUGAAAUUUUGGAGGAGAUGGAAAAGUUCAAAUUCAAAGAUAGUGUGACUGAGUACUCAUUGUCUGACAUUUGUCUGCGUGUGGGGGAAGUUCUCCCUCAGAUCAAGUUCAAGGAGUUCCUCCCCAAGUACUCCUGUCUGACCCUGUCCCCCGCUAACUUCUGGUUUGGCAGGAAAGAAAUGUAUGUUGGAGAUGGGGAAAUUCUCAAAACCUUAUUCAAAAGACAUGGACAACCUCUUGAAACACCUCCCUAUCUUAGAGAUAUUCUGUUUGGGAUUCCUUGGAAGAAUUCUGGGAUAGCUCGCUACUUCAUCAGAAAUCAACAAAGAACCAUAAGCUUUGCGAUCACCAUCGCCAUGAAGACCUACGACCAGCGAUUUCUGCUGGCCCUGAAGUCGCGCCUGGAGGAUAUCUACCCAGAGACGGCACAGAACGUAAACAACAGUCAGGUGAACACGAUCAUACACAUCCACUACCCCGACAGCAAGGUGUUCACGGAGCACACCUAUCUCAUCAUCACAUAUGUAUUCCUGCUCAUGUACAUCUACUUCUCUGUCAGGAAGAUAGAGAUGGUGAAGUCUAAGUGGGGCCUGGCCCUGAGCGCGGUGGUGACAGUGGUGGCCUCCCUACUGAUGUCGGUCAGCUUCUGCUCACUGUUUGGACUCACCCCCACACUCAACGGCGGAGAGAUAUUCCCGUACCUUGUGGUGUUCGUUGGCCUGGAGAAUGUCCUUGUCAUCACAAAGUCCGUCGUGUCUACUCCGGUUGACCUGGAUGUUCGGCUGAGGAUCGCUCAAGGUAUAAGUCGCGAGGGCUGGUCCAUCACAAAGAACCUAGCCACAGAGCUGAUCAUUGUUGUAGGGGGCUUCUUCACAUUUGUACCGGCGAUUCAGGAGUUUGCCCUGUUUGCUAUGGUGGGACUUCUGACGGAUUUCUUUCUACAACAUGUCUUCUUCCUCACCACUUUAUCCAUCGAUAUUCGGCGGAUGGAGUUGUCUGACCUUGACAAGAAGUUGAGAAUUUCGGUGUCGGACAGCCAACUGGGUGUUUCCUUGGAUACCAAGGUCAUUGAGCCCAUUCUACUGUGUCCGGUCCGAGGAUUCAUGUCUGCCCCAAACAUGGCCACCAAGGACAAGGCAGUGAAGAAGCACCGCCGAACUUCCUCUAAUGUGACCUUGGGGCCACCCUCCUCCCUGGCUGACACCAGUCAGAUGUCCCGACGAUUACGCCUGAUCGACUUUCUGGCCGAUACCAGGGUGAUUCAGAGGUUCAUCAUGUUCUGCACAGUGAUAUGGAUUGCUCUGAUAGUAUACAAGAGUGGGGUGCUGGAACACCUCUCCACCCCUUCAGACAAUCAAGCCAAAAAUAUCUCCCAGGAUGCCACUGCAUCAGAGGCACUCUCCAGUGAUGAAGGUAGGAAAGCUGCCAGUCCUGUAUCAAGUCACCAAUCAGGUGGUUCCUGGUGGUUCCAGGGUGAGUUGGUGGACCCAUACGGAGCAGUCAGACACACAGAUGUGGAGUUGUGGCAGCACCUGUCCUACAAACACUGGCCCACCCUGUUCUCCUACUACAACAUCAGUCUAUACGGAAAAUUCAUAUCCAUCUUACCCAGUCUCCACCUGUCAAUUAUUGUUGACCCUAAUGAGGCUAUUUCACUGCGACACCCCAGAGAAAAUGCAGGAAAGACCCCACAACAGAUCAAACAGGAGAUAGAGCAGAUCUCCCAGGAACAAUCUUCAGAGGCCAAGCGGGUGGAGUCCGACGUCCUGCCAGAUGACAGCAUUAAAGGAAUCCUGGAGUCCCUCCCCAAUUACGUCUACGACUCCGAUCACCUCAGGAAGUUGUACGACCCAGAAGAGCUUCGGAAGCUGUACCCGAAAUCUAAAAGGGAGCUGGUUUUGACUAUACUCCUGGUGUUGUUCAGCGCCAUCUGUCUGUCAUAUUUUGCCCUGGCUCUGUAUCAUUGUAUUUGUCCCAAGAACUAUGCUAGGUGGCGCUCAAGGUGGUAUAGAGGGCAGCACAAGAAACGGGAAACAUGCGGUGGUUAUUACAAACAGAUCAAGGAGUCACUACCCAAGGUUCUAAAAGGACAUGUCCAGGAGAUAGAGUGUGUAGCCACUGAUGGUCAGUUCAUUGUCAGCGCGUGCCUCGGGGGUCAGCUCAGGGUGUGGGACUCGGUCACUGGGGACUGUGUUACUGUGGUCCACAGGAAAGGGGCGACACCCCCUGUCAAGAGAAAACCUUGUUUGGGUCGGAACAUCAAUGACAGUGAUGCUGACCUCUACGCCGAAUACCAUGGCAAUGGUGGCAGCAGCGACCAGGAGGAGGUGGACCUACCCAGACCCCGACUACGAGCCCCCAGACAGCCAAUCAGCAGCCAGACUCCCCCACUCCAGGGGAAGAAACUCUUCCAGAACCAGCCGGAUCUACUGGGAACAAUUCACACCAACUUCUCACAGACCCCGCCCUCACCUGUCAAUCACACCUCCCCCACCUCCCUGGAUCCACCCUCUGUCAUUUCAUCAGGGUCCUCUCCCUUGCUUAGUAGCAGUUCUUCCAGUAUGAUGGACAGGGAUUCCACGAGUGGAUUCAAUUUCCAGUCCUGGUUUCAGCCCCUGUAUGAUGAGCAUGCUCAGUUUCUGAGAGACAACCCAAUGGUGGACAAUGUUUUCUCCGACUCCCGCUCUAGGAGCUGGAGUGCAGGCGAUCAUCCGUCUACUCUAGAGCAUGACGCCGCCCUGUUUGACUCAGGGUUCGAGGGUAACCAGGCCCCCUCCAUCUGGUGCCUCAGUUGUUAUGAGGGGCUUAUUGUUGCAGGCUGUGGAAACGGCCGGCUCGAGUUUUGGGAAAGUUCAAGUGGUAACUUGAAAUACAUGUAUGGUGAAAACCAGACUGGAGUGACCUCCCUUUGUAUCGUCAAUAAAAGGGUGGUUGCUGCCAGACUGGAUGGAACCCUAGACUUUUUAGAAAUUGAGACAUUCCAUAACCCCAUCAUACCUACAUCUACACCGUCCAAUUCUCCCCAUAUCAAAGGUCAUGCAAGACAUCUAAGUCAACACAAGGUUGUUGUGAUGGAUUCCUUGAAGAAAUGGGAAGCCAUUUUACAUGUGACCUUGGUAAAUAGUGUCAAAGCUCAUCAGCAGCCAAUCAUCUGUCUGAAGUGUGAAGGUGGGCGUGUCAUAUCAGCCAGUCAGGAUCACUCCCUCAAGGUGUUCAGACUGGAGGACAGCCGCUGUCUGUUCACUCUCCACGGUCACACCACCAAAAUCACAGUACUGCAUGCUGACAAGUCGCCACCAUUCAAUGUUGUCAGCGGCGACGCAGAGGGAGUCCUAAGACUCUGGGACCUCCACACGGGCACCUGUCUCCACAAGGUCAAAGUUCAUGAGGCCACCGUGGUGGCCUUGACCUCCACUUCCAGAUACAUGGUCACCUCGGGACUGGAUGAUCGGUUGUGUAUAGUGGAUAGGAAGAGAGGAACCCUGGUCCACGAACUGGACAUGGAUCCUUGUGGGAACAACUGCAUGUCAUUAUUGACCUCUCACCUGCUAGUGACUGGAGGUCAAGGUCAUAUCCAGCUGAUUGACCUUGACAGAGGUGAAAUUUUAAGAACAGUGAGUGUGGGGUCACUGGACAAGUCCGCGUUUGUGAAUCAGAUUCAUGUGGUCCAGAAUUCUGUGAUAGUGUGUGAUUAUGCUAGUGAGAUGAAGGUCAUUCAAUUCCCCACCGUGCUGGAGAAAGCCGAGUGAUGACCGAGAGGGAGACUGUGAAAUCAUUAAUGUAAUGAGCUUCCUUGUCAGAUAGGACGUUAUCCACCACCGUACAGGAAAGAAACGAUCUUGUACAAUUUGUAACUCGAUCCCUUUUGUUGUUCUCGGACAUUUACCGUUUAGUCGUUUCAAUUAUUGUUGGGUCUAUUUACAGUGGGUAACACUCUUCCAGAGAAUAACUUUUUUGUAUCAUUAUUCAUAUCGAUAAAGGAACCCACAUAAUUACGUCCUUUUAAUUAUAUUUGAAAGAAAAAAAUCCUAGCAAACCACGAAAAUUGCCCCAAUGAAUUAAAAAAAUUCUGCCAGUGAAUACUACUGGAGGAUGAUAAAAAUUGGACCGGACAAGAUGGAUCCCUUCCCUCACAGUGUUGGAUCGUGUCCUGUCUGCGGAGGAUGUUCAUUUACCAGAGAUUGCUUCUUAUGUCGUUCUGUAGGAAGGGUGGAAAUUCUUUAUGAUCUCAGACUUCAAACUGUUCCUUAUUUAAUGGUGUUGCCUGUUGUAUUUUAAGGUGAUCCAUAUUUAUUGUUUGUCUGAUUGUGUAUUGUUUUUGCCUGGUCAUUCUUGUUAAUGUAGAUUAUACACAUUACAACAGUUUCUAUUUUUGAGAAGGUUGAAUUUACUUACGUGUUAGCUAUGUAAAAUUUUGAAUGAUGAUUUUUUCAAUGGAUAUAGUAUGAAGUAAAUAUAUUAUUUUCAUGCAUAUAUUUCCACGUAAAUGAAGUUCAAAAAAUUAUGAUUCAGUCCCUCAUUCACAGGGUCUGAUGAAUGAAGUUUCAGAACAUUUUUAUCAUACAGUAGUCACAUAUUUCAAAUUCAAGGGCUGAUAACUCUGGUAGAUGUUACAGAAGUCUUAUGACAUACCAGAAAAUCCCAAAAUUGUGCAUAACAUGUACAUUGUAAGUGAAUGGGAUAUGAGUGUAUAUAUUACAUCUAUGGCUUAAUCAUUGUGUAUUGGGAUGUAUUGUAUACAUGUGCAUUAGAAUUAAAUGAGACAUGACAGUUCACUGUAGAUUUUACAUCUGUGGCUAUCAUGAUUAAAUCGAUGGUCAUUGAAUUUUUUGUAUUUUUUUUUUUGGUACAACUGUAUUUUUCUUAAUCAUUGUUCUUGGUAACAAAACAAGCAUUUCCAUUGUUUCUCAGUUCACAAUGUUUCUUUGUGUAUUUAUUUAUGAUAUGGGUAAGGCAGCAAAAGUGCUAUUAUUUUUCAUACAGUGAUUCAACACACAUUAUAUAUGUAUUGCAAAAUAUAUGGUCUAACGUAAUUAGAAGUUAAAAGUCCUCUGUCUGGAUUUGAUUAAAUUGAAACUGGUGCUAUAUGAACUGCAAGCCAAAAUGUAUAACCUAGUAGUGCUCAAGUAUAUCAACAAUGUACAAUCAUUAAUUAGAAAACCCCAGCUGCUUUGGAGUCCUAUACAAGUGAAAUGUGUGAUUUAUAUAUGAAGUGAACAAAUGAGAUCAAGAAUUGGACUAAAAUAGUUGCUGUAGUAACUGUGUAUGAUAAAGAUCAUGCUUAAGCUCAGUACAGAGGUCUUUCAUGAUUCAUUGUCUUCUGUUAUGAAUAGUGGUAGGAAUAUGUGAUAACCCGGUAUAUAUAGUGAUGCACGACCCACCAAGGCAGUGUAUAUGUAUAGAGAGGGGGGGUCUCUCCCCCCCCCCCCCCCCCCCCCCAGCCACCAGAACCUAGUUACAGCUGUAACACAACCAUGAUUACCAUUAAAAACAAGAGAGAUAACUGUGAAAAAAGAGGCAGGUGCCCCUCCUGAAAAUGCAAGAGUUGUUUCCCUUUGAGCCUCCCCACUCUUUGUAGUAUGCCCUAGGAUAUUUAGUCAACCUGUGUUUGUGUAGAGAAUAUAGAAUCGUGUUAAUGAAUGUAUAUUGAAAUCUUAAUAUUUUAAUGUCCCACUUUUUUUAUGUUUUCACAUUUCAUUUCAGUUUUGUACCAACCCAUUCAUUAUUUUUUAUAGGUAAACUCUCAUGCUUGUUAAAUUUCUGUUUAAAUCGUGAUUUAAUUAAGUCUUGUAGGAAUGUACAUAUGAAUAUUGAAAUUAACAAUUUAUUUCAUCAUACCAAAGAAUUUCAUGUUUGAAUGGCUGUGUGUGUGUCAGCUACUACAGCUAGUAUACAUUAAAGAUAUCAGUGAUGUAACGAUUUGUUGGAGAGAAAGAUUGACUGGAAGAGACAUAGGAAAUUACACAAUCAGAAAUUGCCUGCCUGCUUGAUGCAUGUACAUGUAUGGUACCACAUAUAUCUAGUUGUAUGUCAGACUAUCAUAUGAGAAAAAGGAAGGGGAGAGGUUGUUUUAACAUGGAAGAGGGUUUUCGGCAUCCAGUUUUUACUGAUACAUAAACUUUUUGUGGGGGAUACACAUAUAAUUAUAUACAUGUAUUAUUUAUGAUUAUUAUUUAUUGGUAUUGUGACAACUGGCAGUCUUAAUUAUGGAUUAUAUGUGGGUGUAUGCUGAAGUUGAUUUUCAUGUACAGUGUAUUUUGUCUCUCAGUUUACUGCGUAAUGUACUGAAUAUCACACAUGAUUAUCUACUUAAGAAUGAAACUGCUCUUAAAAUGUCUUUUUUAUUUUCAUAAGAUUUGUUAUGUAUCUAUUUAUUUAACAAUAUUUUAGAAUACAUUAUCUAUUCCUGUUUGAAAGGUACAUUUGUUACAAUGCUAUAUAGUACAUUGUGUCUCUUGAAAAUGUUUCAAAAUAAAUUUGUCCUACUUUGACAGACAUACAUAUGAUA
Magallana angulata is the source of this 7066-nucleotide messenger RNA. Its product is annotated as sterol regulatory element-binding protein cleavage-activating protein-like. The transcript is spliced from 24 exons. Gene Ontology annotation, molecular function: sterol binding; protein binding. Gene Ontology annotation, cellular component: endoplasmic reticulum membrane; Golgi membrane. The record is from RefSeq and is a predicted model, not a curated record. Bases 171 to 4307 code for a protein of 1378 amino acids. Gene Ontology annotation, biological process: SREBP signaling pathway. Lineage: Eukaryota; Metazoa; Mollusca; Bivalvia; Ostreida; Ostreidae.